Molecule: messenger RNA, 1630 nt
Organism: Osmia bicornis bicornis
Lineage: Eukaryota; Metazoa; Arthropoda; Insecta; Hymenoptera; Megachilidae
Gene: Fbxl7
Product: F-box/LRR-repeat protein 7
Biological process (GO): SCF-dependent proteasomal ubiquitin-dependent protein catabolic process
Cellular component (GO): SCF ubiquitin ligase complex
Molecular function (GO): protein binding
Source: RefSeq, a predicted model, not a curated record
UCGCCUUAAGUAAGACCCAUUUAAAAAGUAGUGAUUUAUCGACAGGAUUGGGCCUUAUAUAAAUAGCAUGUAUCAAACCUGAGACUUUCAUUGCAAUAUUUUAUUCAAAGAAUGUAAUUAACUGCUUCGGGAAUUGGAAUGUUUUGAUCAAAAUGGAGGCACUGCCAAAUAGAUCGAUAUUGUUCCAUAAUGUCACUUAUUAUUGCUGAUUCUUCUAUUUGUCGCCUACUAAAUAGAGCAUGGAAUGGAUGGAUCAUGUCCGCUUCUUCUUCCAUCCUUUGGGGAAAAGGGCAGCUCUGAAAGGGAAACUGUAUAUUCAUCUCAGAAAGUGGGUGUAUAUAGACCAACUUCGGAUACAGUUGACUUAGGAUACCAUAUAGACAAUAAUGCAUGCCCUACACCUUCAUCAACUGUUAUAUCCGUUCCCAUUAGACAUCAAACUUUGUUGCAACAAAAAUGCAUUUACGUUACCGAUCUUUGUCAGUUUGAAUGAUACUUUGUUAUUGAAGAUAUUUAGUGGCUAGGUACAAGAGAUCUCUGUGCUGUUGCUCAAACUUGCAGACUGCUUUGGGAAAUAGCAUGGCAUCCAUCCCUUUGGAAAGAAGUAGAAAUACGUUAUCCUCAAAAUGCAACAGCUGCAUUGAAUGCUUUAACUAGACGAGGAUCCACCCGCAUAUUCGUCCGUCUUAUACUCGAAGGUGCUGUUGGAUUAGCUGGGAUUUUUGCCCAGUUACCAUUUUUAAGUUUAACUUCUUUAGUUUUACGACAUUCCCGACGUGUUACUGAUGCAAAUGUGACUAGUAUUUUAGAUAACUGCAUACAUUUGAAGGAACUGGACUUAACUGGAUGUCUUGGUGUAACAAGAGCUUGUAGUCGAAUAACGACGUUACAGUUACAAUCACUAGAUCUCAGUGAUUGUCAUGGACUGGAAGAUUCUGGUUUAGUCUUAACGCUUUCCUCGUAUGCCACAUGUUAUUGUUUAUAUUUACGACGAUGUACACGUAUAACUGAUGCCAGUCUCGUUGCAAUUGCUUCUUACUGUGGCAAUUUACGUCAAUUGUCUGUUUCUGAUUGUAUAAAAAUCACGGAUUUCGGAGUACGUGAAUUAGCGGCACGUCUUGGUCCAUCGUUGCGUUAUUUUUCAGUCGGAAAAUGUGAUCGUGUAUCGGAUGCCGGUCUUUUAGUUGUCGCUAAGCACUGUUACAAAUUGAGAUAUUUAAAUGCUCGCGGCUGUGAAGCACUUAGCGACAGUGCUACUUUAGCUUUGGCACGUGGAUGCCCACGCUUAAGAGCUCUUGACAUAGGAAAAUGCGACAUUGGUGAUGCAACUUUGGAAGCCCUUUCCACUGGAUGUCCAAACUUGAAGAAAUUAUCCUUAUGUGGUUGUGAACGUGUCACAGAUGCUGGAUUAGAAGCAUUAGCAUAUUUAUGUACGAGGAUUGAGGCAACUAAUAUUGGUGAAUGUCCUAGGGUUACAUGGUCGGAUAUCGAGCCAGUAAAACGUUACUGCCGUAGAUGCAUCAUAGAACACACGAAUCCUGGUUUUCAAGCUAAAUCUUUUAAUUAUUUAGGCCUAUGUUAUUUACGAUGUAUGUUAUUAACAACACUUGUCUUAGUACAUAUCUAGAUA